Trypanosoma grayi is the source of this 1887-nucleotide messenger RNA. RefSeq names its product putative small GTP-binding protein Rab7. The record is from RefSeq and is a predicted model, not a curated record. The transcript has a single exon. Bases 1 to 1887 code for a protein of 628 amino acids. NCBI's taxonomy places the organism in Eukaryota, Euglenozoa, Kinetoplastea, Trypanosomatida, Trypanosomatidae. Gene Ontology annotation, molecular function: metal ion binding; protein binding; GTPase activity.
AUGGAUCACGUUGAUGUCGCUGGUACGCGAGAGAUGGGCGCUGCGGCGUCCCUUACAACACUCCACGUCUUCAUACCGUAUAGCAACAGUGCCACAAAUAAGACCAGCAACAGCGGUGCUGCCGGUGUACCCGCUGUGUCUUCCUCAUUCACGCCUCGUACCGCAACGUCAGCAGGAACGGCAGUAGCGUCAUCCGCAGCAUUGAAUGGCGGCGGCACCACCGCAUCGAGUAGGUGGAUGCUUGCAAAGCCCACACUGGACCCAUCUUGCAUCCGCUUCUGCCCAGAGACUUGUUGGGUGCCCGACGCACAGGUGAUGACGUGUAUGGCACACGACUGCAAUGUGUCCUUCUCGCUCUUUAACCGCAGGCAUCAUUGUCGCGUAUGCGGGCGCAUCUUCUGUGCUGCCUGCUGUUCUCACAUCAUCACAGCGCUCAACUACCACAACAAUAAUGACAGCUACUACAGUCAAAACCAACGUCAACUGCAAAACAGCAGUUACACCAACUCCAUGGCGCAGUGUACAGUCUCGUGUGGCGACGCCCUGGACUCGUUCGGGUCACCAUCGACGGUGCAGAGUCACCGUGGCGAUGGGUCCCCUCUUGGAGCAUGCAGCACUCCCUCUUCGGCGCGCCUGCAUCAGCAACAGCAGUUUGUGACGUCUUCGCCGACCACAACGUGUCGCGUCUGCUCUGCCUGCCAUUACGAGCUUCAGCUUGUAGUACCGCGCCGUGACCACAACGGCGAGGCGCGGCGCAAGUGCCGUGGUGAGCUGAAAAUGAUGCAGUGGCCGCUGCUGGUGAGGAUGCUGUCGUACCUCACCAUGCAUGACCUCCUCGAGGUGUCGCUGGUGUCCUCUGACUUCUACUUUAUGUCACGCGAUAAUUUGAUUUGGUACCAAUACAACAUGGCGCGCUGCUGGCAAGAAGUGGAGCUGAAGAUACCAACAACACGGAGCAGCAGCUCGUCCUUCUCACUGCGCCGGCGCCUUCUCAACCGAGCGAAACCGCAGACGUUCCUUACCGAGUUUGGAGACAUCAUACCGACGGAUGCAUCGAAACGCGUCAUCUCUCUGCACGCGCGGUACAACUUCACGCAAUUCCUUGACUUCGCUCGGCGGCGGGAGCUGGCGCGAUGCAAGGGUGUCUCAUCCUUUUCGGAAGGGGCUCGCAUGCUACUCUCGAGCCCGCUUAAGAUUGCCAUUAUUGGCCCCGCUGGUGUCGGCAAGACGGCGCUUGUGCAGCAGUUUGUUGAUCAGCAUGAGAACCGGCGAUUGGCGGGCAGACCGCUGCUGCCAACCAUGGGUUUCACACUCUACGAGAAGACGGUGCACAUCGUGGGGAGCCUGACGACCGAUGUGCGGCUUCAGAUCUUUGACAUCUCCGGCGAGCCGCGCUUUGAAGAGCUGCGGCGGCUUCUCUGCUCUAACUGUCACGCGAUCGGAAUCUGCUACGACGCACGGCGGAAGGUCACACUCGUGCAGGCGGCGGAUGUGAUGAUGGAAGUUGAGCCCACACUCGGUCCUCAGCCUACCGUGGUAUGCGGUAUUGUGCGACCACCAGCAGCGGCAGCCGCGCAAGAAAUUGGGGAGAAGGGGGCACCGCUGGAGGUGUCGGAGGUGCACGCGCGGGACAUCACUGUACGUGGGCGUGGCUCCCUGCAGUGUGCGUGGGACAAGGGCGAAAUGCUCUUCCAGAAGCUGGUGCAAUGCUUGCUGGACCGCCUUGCGCUGGCGACAACCACGUCGUCGGUGAUUGCCACGACAACGCCCACCGGCCGUGUGCGGAGAGACGAGAGGGAGACCAGCAUGAACCUCAACGUGGCGCAGGAGUUGUUACAAAUAACGAUGCAGCCCUCUCCUCUCGACGUGCUGCUAUGCGAUAAGUAG